Messenger RNA from Penicillium soppii, 2202 nucleotides. RefSeq names its product LMBR1 domain-containing protein. NCBI's taxonomy places the organism in Eukaryota, Fungi, Ascomycota, Eurotiomycetes, Eurotiales, Aspergillaceae. Gene Ontology annotation, cellular component: membrane. The coding region runs from base 1 to 2202 and encodes 733 amino acids. The record is from RefSeq and is a predicted model, not a curated record. The transcript has 5 exons.
AUGUUCUCCGUCUCAGUACCCACCAUUUCGGUGGGCUCAAACGUCUUCUUCGCACUUGCCCUGUUCUCCAUAUCCGGUCUCGUGCUACUUCUUCUGCGCCGCUACUUAACACUGCGUGCCACCCCCGGGUAUUUGAUUGUUCCCAUAUUUCUGGCCCUGGCUCUUCCCGCUAGUGUCGUACUCCUAGUUCCCAUUGAUCUGGCAUCGAGUUCAAGAAAUGGAUCUGGCCCCAAAGCAAUCUGGCUACCGGAGCGAAUGGUCCUGGUAUGCUGGCGCAUCGCAUACUGGCUGAUUUUCGUCCUGACCUGGGCCAUCCUUCCAUUACUCGGCGAAUAUGUUGACUCGGGCUACCGUGACCCGAAAGGUCGCCUGAUGUACUCGCUUCGCUCGAAUGCCCAAUACCAAUUGAUCUGCCUGGGCUGUGCCAUCGUGGGAUUAAUCUACGUCUCAAUCUCGAACAAGUUCGAUUUCACCUCCAUCAAGGGUCUCAUCAUGGCCCUGGCAUACAUGUGGGGUCUAGUUCUUGCCAUCUACCUUAUGGGCCAUGGUUUGGUCUCCAUCCCACGCAAUCUGCUCCGAAACUCCAAUGUCAGCGGUCGGCUACGCAGAAUCCAGGCGCAUGCGCCCAAGAUUCACGAUCGUCUCAUGGACUCGGUUUCUCAAUUGCAACGGCGCAAGACCGGUACUGCUCGCGAUUUCCAGGAAUGGAUCGAAGAGCUGAAAGAGGGACAUGGUCAGCCGGAUGUGCGGGCGCCGAUCCUCGAAGCCCCAGAAAGUUCCGCGACAAUACCUUCCGUCAUUACCGAGCGCUAUUUGGCCGAUCUUACUAGGCGGCUCCAGCGCGCUCGGCACAUGAAGGCCCGGUUUGUGGAUGAGUGGGAUCGCACGGUCCAGUUAUCUGCCGAUCUGCAGGCUAUCAUCAAUUCUGUCGCCUCAAAGAAGCUCGAGUUUGCACCCGCUGCACGUCGAUCCUCAUGGAUGCCUCGUGUGAAGGUCCUUACUCCAUAUUUGCGGUACCACUUAUACUCCAAUGUCAUUCCGUCAGUUCGUCUCGCAUUUGGCGCGUUCUUUGCUGUGGCAUCAGCCUGUAUCGUGUGGUCCGAGCUGAUCAAGUCCCUGGCCCCGCAACUCUCCGCCGUGAGUCUGACAGUCGUGCCUAAUUGGAAAAACAACCCCGUCGGCUUCGGCGGCCAAUUGACAGCCUCUGCCUGGUUGUUGUACAUGUGUUCCGCAGCCAUGGUAGGCAUCAGCGACGUCAAAGUGUGGGGCAACCGAGCGCUCGUCCGCCGCAACACAUACGGCGAAAGCGCUUGCUGGUACGCCGGUCUUGUAGCCCGAUUAACAGUCCCAAUCGCGUACAACUUCUUGACCUUUUUGCCCAAGGAGUUCCGACGUACCACGACCUUUUACGAGUUCCUCGGCAAACUGAUCAACCUCACCCCCCUGGGUAAAGGCUUCGACUUCAUCUUCCCAAUCCUCAUUCUCCUCCCUAUCUGCGCAACGCUCUUCAACCUCUACGGUCGCAUCAAGAACGUCUUCGGCUGCGGCCUCGCUGAAGACGACGAUAUCCACGAUGUGGAAAACAACCCCGCCGGCUACGGCAUGGGCGGGUGGCGCGAAGGCCGCGACCUGAUCGAGCGCGAACUAAACGGCUUCGGCUCCCUCGCCGUGUCCUCACGCGGCAGCCGUUCGACCUGGGCGUCUGAUCGCGACGGCGAAGGAUCACCGGGCUCGUCCAGGCUACGGGUCCCGGUAGCCGAGGGCUCGCGCUCGCCUCAGCCCCAGCGGAAGGUGUCUACGCCGACGGUUGUCGAUGGCGAAGAGGGCGAAGAGGAGAAUAUCUUCCAGUCCUUUGCACAUCGCGUCAAGAAUACUUUCGAGACUACUAACACACCGCGUUGGCUUCAGGGUGAGCCCUUCCGGCUUCCGCGCUGGAUGUCUGCUGACAAUAAUGCGGGAGAGGGUGGUCGGCUUCGUCUGGGAUCGAACUGGAGACCUUCGGAUAUCAAUCCUGUUGCCAGGAAUGUCAUAUGGUUUAAAUAUGAGACCAACAAAGACCAAAGAAAAAACAAAAAGAAAUGCCCUCGUCCAGGAUCGAACUGGAGACCUUCGGAUAUCAAUCCUGUUACCAGGAAUGUCAUAUGGUUUAAAUAUGAGACCAACGUCAUGACCAAACUAGACCACGAAGGCAGUGACGAAUGA